This is a messenger RNA of Danaus chrysippus (African queen), 1545 nucleotides long. The record is from the annotation of a GenBank genome assembly. Lineage: Eukaryota; Metazoa; Arthropoda; Insecta; Lepidoptera; Nymphalidae.
AUGGAGGCGGCUAACGGUCCGUCGCUGCGGUUACGCGGCGGCGUAAAUAAUAACAGUGAUAAUAAGAAACAUGAGAUAAAUUUGUGUACAAGUGCCAUGUCGCCGGAGACACAGCGGCUGUUACCGCCGACCUCCGAAACCAUCAUGACCAAGCCGUUCCCGAUCAGAGGUGAACGAGCCAACUAUGUGAACAUUCCACACGUGAUCGCUAUGGUGGGUCUGCCGGCGCGCGGGAAGACCUACAUCUCCAAGAAGCUGUCCCGAUAUCUCAACUGGAUAGGCAUUAACACCAGGGUGUUCAACCUGGGCGAGUAUAGGCGUCACGCGACCACCGCCUACACGAGCCACGAGUUCUUCCGAGCUGAUAACAAAGAAGCUAUGGCCAUCAGACAGCAGUGUGCGCUGGACGCCCUGCACGACGUCUGCGAGUGGCUGGUCAAGGGCGGGGAGGUGGCCGUGUUUGACGCGACUAACUCGACCAUGGAACGACGUCGUAUGAUCAGAGACAUCGUCGUUCACAAGAUGGGCUUCAAGCUGUUCUUCGUGGAGUCUAUCUGCGACGACCCUCGGAUCAUAGAACAGAAUAUUAUGGAGGUGAAAGUGAGCAGUCCAGAUUAUACGAAUAUCCAGAAUACAGACAACGUCCUCAACGACUUCCUACUGAGAAUAGAACAUUAUAAAGAGAAGUACGAGCCUCUAGACGAGUCAUUGGAGUCUGAAUGUAGCUUCAUGAAGAUAUACGACACCGGGGAGAAGGUCGUGGUGCAUAAACACGAGGGACACAUACAGAGCCGGAUCGUUUAUUAUCUGAUGAACAUACACAUCGUGCCCAGGACUAUUUACUUGACCAGGCACGGCGAGAGUCUCCACAACCUAGAAGGUCGUAUCGGUGGUGACAGUUCUCUGUCUCCCCGCGGCUGUCAGUACGCGGGCGCGCUUGCCACAUACAUCGACCAGCAGAGCAUAGCCGGCCUUAGAGUGUGGACCUCGUGGAUGCAGAGGGCCAUACAGACUGUGAGGGACGUACGAGCUCCUCAAGAGAGGUGGAAGGCGCUUAAUGAGAUAGACGCUGGCAUCUGUGAAGAGAUGACAUACGCGGAGAUACAACAGAAGUAUCCCAAUGACUUCAACGCUCGUGACGCCAACAAGUUCGCGUACCGCUACCCGCGAGGAGAGAGCUAUGAAGACCUUGUGGCGCGCUUGGAACCCGUCAUUAUGGAGCUUGAAAGACAGGGGAACGUACUAGUGGUAUCUCACCAGGCUGUCAUGAGGUGCCUGCUGGCAUACUUCCUGGAUAAAUCAGCCGACGAGCUGCCAUACUUGCAUGUUCCCCUGCACACAGUCAUCAAGUUGACUCCUGUGGCCUACGGUUGUCGUGAGGAACACAUCAAGCUGUCCGUAGACGCGGUCGACACACACAGGCCCAAACCUGCUGUAUGUAUACACACACACACACACACACACACACACACACAGAUAUUCACAUUACUCACACAUGCACAUAUACAACAUUAUACACAUAACCUUUCUGUUAAUCUCAGUUAA